UGCAGUGAAUCCAGGACACCAGGAAGCCCGAUUCCCCGACAUUAAAGGACAUUUGGCCCACAUAAUCACUUACUGCUGAGAACAGCGGAUAUCACCAUUCACUAUGACCAUGAUUGACGCUUCAUCCAAAUACCAGGACUUCAUCUCUACCAGGAAUCUGAUCCGACCAGGACAUCCUGCUGUCUACCAGCUGAGAACAAAGAAAGAGGAGUUUGGAUCUCUGACCAGAAUGACUGUUGGAAAAAAAGAUGUGAACAAAAUCAAUAAAACCAUCUUACUAGUUGGAGAAACAGGAACAGGAAAAUCUACUCUGAUCAACGCUCUGGUCAACUACAGCAUGGGGGUGAAGUGGGAGGAUGGAGUCUGGUUUCAGAUCGUAGAGGAAAAGGAGGAGAAGAGAAGUCAGACAGAGAGUCAGACAUCAGAUGUGAUGAUGUACCAGAUCUUUGGGUUUGAAGGUAAAAUUCUGCCCUACUCUCUGACCAUCAUCGAUACUCCUGGAUUUGGAGACGCCAGAGGAAUCAAACACGAUGACAAUGUCAGUCAGAAAUUAUCAGACUGGUUUAGAUCAGAGGAUGGAGUUCAUGAAGUUCAUGCUGUGGGUCUGGUGAUGAAGGGAAGUGAUAAUCGACUGAGUGACCGACUGAUGUACGUCUUCAACUCAGUGACGUCUCUGUUUGGAAAAAACAUGGAGAAAAACAUUGUAGUUCUCAUCACACACUCAAAUGGAAGAAAACCUAAAAAUGUUCUUGAGGCUCUUGAAGCUGCAAACAUUAAAUGUUCCAGAGAUGAGAAGAAACAACCUGUUUACUACCUGUUUAAUAACUCUCAGCAUGAAGACCGAACAGAGGAGGAGGAGGAAUUACUCAAAGCCCAAUAUUUAAUAUCAGAGAGAGGAAUGAGUCAGUUUAAUUUGUUUCUAGAAAAAACUGGACCUCAGAAACUGGAGGAAUCUGGGGAAGUUCUGAAUAAUCAUAUCAGACUGGCAGCCUGCAUCCAGAACCUGCAGGACAUAAUCAAACAGACUGCACUGAAACAGUCAGAAAUCAGACAGAUUGAAGAAGCUCUAAAGAAGCAUGAAGAAGAGAUGAAGGAGAACCAGAACUACACUGUAGAAGUUGAUGAGGUCUACAAAGAGAAAGAAGAGAUUGGUGGUGGAAGAUGGUUGGUGUUUUAUAAAGGAGCAGUCACCUGUAAAGUGUGUGAGGAGAACUGUCAUUUUCCUGGAUGUACGAUGGCCUGUAGACCAGAACACUGUAAGGUCAUGAAAAAAGGACGCUGCACUGUUUGUACCAGGAAGUGUCCUGCAUCAGAUCAUGUGAAAGAAAAGAGGAGAUAUGUCAGCAAGACCAGGAAAGUUCAGAAGACAAUGGAAGACAUGAAAGAAAAGUAUGAAAGAAGUAAAACAGAAAGUCAGAGCAAGUCUACCCUCUUGGAGAAUCUUGGAGAAGAAAUGAAGAAGCUGACAACAGAGAGGUCUCAGCUGCUGGAUGAAGCCUACCAACACCUUGUUAAACUGGAGGAGAUCGCCCUCAAUGUUAAUUCUGUCUCCACUUAUGUCCACUUGGACUUCCUGAUUGAGAAGAUGAAGGAGGAAGGAGACAAAGAGAAGGUCCAGAAACUGGAGAAGAUGAAGAGCAGAGAGGAUGAAGGAAGCAGAGCAGCUCUGCUGUACAAACAGAAUCAGUGAAGAUGGAGAACAUCAUCAGUCUGACCUGUCAGCCGUCUUCUCUCAUUAAACUUAUUAUUUCCAGGCUUUGGUGAAGGUGAUGUUCAUUUAAUGAAAUAAAUAGAUGGUGGAGGAGAAUUCAGAACAUUAACUUCUGUAACAUUUAAACUAAAUAAAAGAAAAAUACUUUAUUACAAAUGUUUAAAAUAUGUUAGAAACUUUGAAAUACUUUUGAGUUGAUAAUUAGCAUGUUAAUCAAGGAACAUAUAAUAAAAUCCCCAUUACUAGGUUGUGUUUGGUGAUUUAUAAGAAGUAUUUAGCUGCUGUAGCUGGUUCAGGUGGAGGUUUUAUCUCUUAAUUAUAUUAUUUCUCAGGAAUAAAUACAUUUUAUCUGCUGCAGAUUUUCUGCAGCUGCAGGUUGCUGCACAUCAUCUAAAUAUGUUACUCUGAUUACUCAGCAAGAUCCUGUUCCUGGACUGGAUCCAUCACGUUUGUUCAUGUUUGCAAUGACCUGAUGAUUUAUUUUAGAUUUUAGCUUUAAUGGAAAUAUUUAGACCCGUUUCUGUUCUUCAUAUGUAAUAUUUCACAUGUUCUCUUCUUCCUGUUUGAUGCAGAUUUCUGUGAAUCCUGAAUAAAGUUUCUGUUGAGAUCAGUUUCCAUCAGCUGCUUUCAGUCUGUUCAAAGUUCUGCUGAACUG
Molecule: messenger RNA, 2366 nt
Organism: Melanotaenia boesemani (Boeseman's rainbowfish)
Lineage: Eukaryota; Metazoa; Chordata; Actinopteri; Atheriniformes; Melanotaeniidae
Product: septin-2-like
Exons: 4
Coding region: 104-1690 (528 amino acids)
Molecular function (GO): GTP binding; ATP hydrolysis activity
Source: RefSeq, a predicted model, not a curated record